This is a messenger RNA of Coregonus sp. 'balchen', 10444 nucleotides long. Lineage: Eukaryota; Metazoa; Chordata; Actinopteri; Salmoniformes; Salmonidae. The record is from the annotation of a GenBank genome assembly.
GCUCGAUGUUACUUCCGGGUUUGCCUUAUUUUCUUGACGGGCAGAUAGAUUCUUUGUUGUUUUGAGUUAUUGGGUAUUUAUUUCAAAAUGAACCGUAUUUUCGGUCGAGGAAAACCGAAGGGACCACCACCAAAUCUAACGGAAUGUAUAGGAAAUGUAAGUAUAUGGAAAUAACUUAAUCAGAGCAGUGUCUUUGACAAACAAACAAAAUAACUUGGCAUGCUGGCUGGCUAACGGUAACUAGCUUGCUACUGUAGCUGGAUGACAGCUGAUUGUUCUAGAAACAAUGGGAGAGAGUUAUGGCCUGCAUGACAGCCCAUUUGAUAUCUAUAGUUUAUAGAAUACUGUUUAGCUACAUACUUUUCAGCAUGGUAUUGAAAGUUAGUUUGAUUAGCCUUGUAAUAUUGUCGUAGUUGCUAAGCUAACUUGCCUAAUUAGCUAGAUGGCCAAUUGACUAAAGUUCAGUAAGGUGAUGCUGGUUUUCCACUGUCUGUAGGCUAAAACAGUGGUUCCCAACCAGGGGUACUAGGCCUAUCCACAGGGGGUACUUGAGAACACUCAUGAGACCAUAGGCUUAUUGGUAAAAUGCACAUGAGGGGGUACUUCAGGGGUACUCCGGGCAGAGAGAAAUUCAGCUGGUGGUACAGUAACUGAAAAAGGUUGGGAACCACUUGGCUAAAAGGUGUAGUUCCUUCAACCAACCAGUUUUACAGGUUUGACCACAUUAGGUAUUUAGCUAGUGCCAUUGACUGUAAAAAUGAAAGAAAAUUCUUCAUUGAUUAUUUGAUCAUUAUAAUAACUUGUACAUGUAUUUGAAUAACUUUUUCUGAUAUCACAAAAUGUUAUUACAAAGACUUCAGACUCAUACAAGAGUAUUGAGGUAUGUAGGUGCUUUUAGCAACGGGAUGUAUUAACAUACACAAGCGUUGCUUUCAAUUAUAUUGGGUUGCACAAAAACAGUCAGUGGGAAGCCAGAAGUAAAAUUCAAUUUCAAUUUACUGUGCGGUCAUUAUGAUGGGGGAAGUUUUAGACAAAAUAUCUAAAGGAUCAUUUUAUUAAACAGACUUUCUAAACGGGGGUCUGUUGUAGACCCACUUCCUCUCUGCUUACCUCAUGUCAAAAUAAAAGUCCUGCACGAGCCAAAUGUGGACAAAAAUAUAUAUAAUUUGUGGGGGACUUUUAGAUAUUUUGUCUCAAAUUCCCCCGUCUUAAUGACCAACAAAGUAAGUGGAAAUGGAAUUGUAUUUAACUUCUGGCUUCCCACAGACUGUUUUUGUGCAACCCAAUACAAUUCAAAGCAACGCUAAUGUAUGUAAAUACACCCGCGUUGCAAGAAGAACCUAUGACAGGGUUCCCCAACUGGCAGCCCGCGGGCUGAAUUUGGCCCCCGCGUGGUUUUAUUUGGCCCCCCCCAAAAUAAAAUAAUACAUACAUACAUACAUACAUACAUACAGUGCUUUCGGAAAGUAUUCAGACCCCUUGGCUUUUUCCACAUUUUGUUACGUUGCAGCCUUAUUCUAAAAUGGAUUAAAUAAAAAAAUAUCCUCAGCAAUCUACACACAAUAUGCCAUAAUGACAAAGUGAAAACAGGUUUUUAGAAAUGUUUGAUUAAAAAUAGAAACAGAAAUACCUUAUUUACGUAAGUAUUCAGAUCCUUUGCAAUGAGACUCAAAAUUGAGCUCAGGUGCAUCCUGUUUCUGUUGAUCAUCCUUGGUAUGUUUCUACAUCUUGAUUGGAGUCCACCUGUGGUAAAUUCAAUUGAUUAGAUAUGAUUUGGAAAGGCACACACAUGCCUAUACAGUGGGGAGAACAAGUAUUUGAUACACUGCCGAUUUUGCAGGUUUUCCUACUUACAAAGCAUGUAGAGGUCUGUAAUUUUUAUCAUAGGUACACUUCAACUGUGAGAGAGACGGAAUCUAAAACAAAAAUCCAGAAAAUCACAUUGUAUGAUUUUUAAGUAAUUAAUUUGCAUUUUAUUGCAUGACAUAAGUAUUUGAUCACCUACCAACCAGUAAGAAUUCCGGCUCUCACAGACCUGUUAGUUUUUCUUUAAGAAGCCCUCCUGUUCUCCACUCAUUACCUGUAUUAACUGUACCUGUUUGAACUCAUUACCUGUAUAAAAGACACCUGUCCACACACUCAAUCAAACAGACUCCAACCUCUCCACAAUGGCCAAGACCAGAGAGCUGUGUAAGGACAUCAGGGAUAAAAUUGUAGACCUGCACAAGGCUGGGAUGGGCUACAGAACAAUAGGCAAGCAGCUUGGUGAGAAUGCAACAACUGUUGGCGCAAUUAUUAGAAAAUGGAAGAAGUUCAAGAUGACGGUCAAUCACCCUCGGUCUGGGGCUCCAUGCAAGAUCUCACCUCGUGGGGCAUCAAUGAUCAUGAGGAAGGUGAGGGAUCAGCCCAGAACUACAUGGCAGGAUCUGGUCAAUGACCUGAAGAGAGCUGGGACCACAGUCUCAAAGAAAACCAUUAGUAACACACUACGCCGUCAUGGAUUAAAAUCCUGCAGCACACGCAAGGUCCCCCUGCUCAAGCCAGCGCAUGUCCAGGCCCGUCUGAAGUUUGCCAAUGACCAUCUGGAUGAUCCAGAGGAGGAAUGGGAGAAGGUCAUGUGAUCUGAUGAGACAAAAAUAGAGCUUUUUGGUCUAAACUCCACUCGCCGUGUUUGGAGGAAGAAGAAGGAUGAGUACAACCCCAAGAACACCAUCCCAACCGUGAAGCAUGGAGGUGGAAACAUUAUUCUUUGGGGAUGCUUUUCUGCAAAGGGGACAAGACGACUGCACCGUAUUGAGGGGAGGAUGGAUGGGGCCAUGUAUCGCGAGAUCUUGGCCAACAACCUCCUUCCCUCAGUAAGAGCAUUGAAGAUGGGUCGUGGUUGGGUCUUCCAGCAUGACAACGACCCGAAACACACAGCCAGGGCAACUAAGGAGUGGCUCCGUAAGAAGCAUCUCAAGGUCCUGGAGUGGCCUAGCCAGUCUCCAGACCUGAACCCAAUAGAACAUCUUUGGAGGGAGCUGAAAGUCCGUAUUGCCCAGCGACAGCCUUAAACCUGAAGGAUCUGGAGAAGGUCUGUAUGGAGGAGUGGGCCAAAAUCCCUGCUGCAGUGUGUGCAAACCUGGUCAAGACCUACAGGAAACGUAUGAUCUCUGUAAUUGCAAACAAAGGUUUCUGUACCAAAUAUUAACUUCUGCUUUUCUGAUGUAUCAAAUACUUAUGUCAUGCAAUAAAAUGCAAAUUAAUUACUUAAAAAUCAUACAAUGUGAUUUUCUCGAUUUUUGUUUAGAUUCCGUCUCUCACAGUUGAAGUGUACCUAUGAUAAAAAUGACAGACCUCUACAUGCUUUGUAAGUAGGAAAACCUGCAAAAUCGGCAGUGUAUCAAAUACUUGUUCUCCCCACUGUAUAUGGUCCCACAGUGCAUGUCAGAGCAAAAACCAAGCCAUGAGGUCGAAGGAAUUUUCCGUAGAGCUCCGAGACAGGAUUUUGUCGAGGCACAGAUCUGGGGAAGGGUACCAAAAAAUGUCUGCAGCAUUGAAGUUCCCGAAGAACACAGUGGCCUCCAUAAUUCUUAAAUGGAAGAAGUUUGGAACCACAAAUACUAUUUUUCUAGAGCUGGCCGCCCGGCCAAACUGAGCAAUCAGGGGGAGAAGGGCCUUGGUCAGGGAGGUGACAAAGAACCCGAUGGUCACUCUGACAGAGCACUAGUGUUCCUCUUUGGAGAUGGGAGAACCUUCCAGAAGGACAACCAUCUCUGCAGCACUCCACCAAUCAGGCCUUUGUUAGAGUGGCCAGACGGAAGCCACUCCUCAGUAAAAAGCACAUGACAGCCCGCUUGGAGUUUGCCAAAAGGCAUCUAAAGACUCUCAGACCAUGAGAAACAAGAUUCUCUGGUCUGAUGAUAUCAAGAUUGAACUCUUUGGCCUGAAUGCCAAGCGUCACGUCGGGAGGAAACCUUGCACCAUCCCUACGGUGAAGCAUGAUGGUGGCAGCAUCAUGCUGUGGGGAUGUUUUUCAGCGGCAGAGACUGGGAGGACUAGUCAGGGUCAAGGCAAAGAUAAACGGAGCAAAGUAUAGAGAGAUCCUUGAUGAAAACCUGCUCCAAAGCGCUCAGGACCUCAGACUGGGGUGAAGGUUCACCUUCCAACAGGCUAACGACCCUAAGGACACAGCCAAGACAACGCAGGAUUGGCUUCGGGACAAGUCUCUGAAUGUCCUUGAGUGGCCCAGCUAGAGCCCGGACUUGAACCUAAUCGAACAUCUCUGGAGAGACCUGAAAAUAGCUGUGUAGCAACGCUCCCCAUCCAACCUGACAGAGCUUGUAGUGUCAUACCCAAGAAGAAGACUGUAAGGCUGUAAUCGCUGCCAAAGGUGCUUCAACAAAGUACUAAGUAAAGGGUCUGAAUAGUUAUGUAAAUGUGAUAUUGCAGUUUAUUUUAUUUUAUAAACUUGCAAAAUUUUCAAAAAAACGGUUUUUGCUUUGUCAUUAUGGGGUAUUGUGUGUAGAUUGAUGAGAAAAAUAACUAUUCAAUCCAUUUUAGAAUAAGGCUGCAACGUAACAAAAUGUGGAAAAAGUUAAGGAGUCUCAAUACUUUCCGUAUAUAUUUUGGGGAAUUUUCAUUGUACGUAAAAGAGUGUAAAAACACCACUUAUUUUUAUUUUGAAAAUCUGUUCCCAAGUAUUCCCACGCAUAAUACAGAGACACGUGAUCGUAUACAAAUGUAAGCAAGGUUUGAAAUGAUCAUGUAUUUGUCAAAUAUUGUAUCUGUUUGUGAUUCUUGCGAUCAAAUUGCAGUCUACAAAUGAUUUGUAAUUAUGUUCCGACCAUCCGCUCACCAAAACAUCGGCCUGCGGCUGAAUCCCUGAUGUAUGAGUUAUGAAAACAGUCUGCCUGGCUAACUCGUUACUCCCACUCUUUCUCUCUUUUUAAGGUUGACUCACGAGCGGAGUCUAUUGACAAGAAGAUUGAUAGACUAGAUGUUGAACUGGUCAAGUACAAGGAUCAGAUGAAGAAGAUGAGAGAUGGCCCUUCAAAGGUAAGAGUGAAGGCCUGCACUGAGUGAAGCAGACUGUGAUAGUAGACAUGUUUACCAGUCAAUCAUUCUAUUAUGCCAACCAGGUCUCAGAGCAUUUCGUAUUAUUAUUUACAUAAAUCCGAGAACACGCCAUUUAGUAUGAUGCGUUACGUUUUAUAUGGUAUGUAUUAAUUUGUGGAUGUCCAUCACCCAUUUCGUAUGAUAUGUUACAAGUUACAAUUAGUAUUUUAUGUUACGAAUUUGCAAAACGUAUAAUAUUUUACGAAUUUGCAAAGCGUAUGUUAUGUUACGAAUUCUAGCUAGGUGGCUAACAUUAGCUAUCUGGCUAACGUUAGCAAGGCUAGGGGUUAAGGUCAAUGUUCCCUCUAAGCUGCGCUCGUGCUCGGCCUCGCACCACCUCCAGGACUGCCACGCAGAAGAAAUGCCAUGCCACGCAGAGACGCAAGUUCGCCCCAUUAGUUUGCACUAUAUAGAUUAAUGUUUUUUCUGUGAUCUAAUUAACAUUAUAUCAGCCCCUUUUCAAUGCAACAAACCAAAACAAAUCUAACUUUGCAAGAUUGUGUCUGUGAUUUUGUUGUCGACAGAGCCAGAGCGCAACGGAGUAUAAUUCUAUUGGCGGGGGUAGCCCACGAGCGGUCUUUCAAUCACCUGCGAGUGAAUGCGCUUUUCAGAUCAGAGCGCAGAGCCGCGGGUGUGCACAUUUGUUGAUAUUCUUUGCUAGUUAGCGAGUUAUUAGCCCAGUUAUACAUAAGUAUAGGUCAGCAAUGGGGAGUUAAUGCUUCCUACAAGAGCACAAAACGUGUAGGCCACAUUUCAAGCUGUCUUUUAAAAGCCAGUCAGGUAAAAAGCUUACAUCUUAAUUAAAGGGGCAGUGUUGUAUUUUGAGACAGGCUUGAAUAUGCAAAUAAGCCAAUAGGCAGAGAGGUAGCCUACAUUGUCUAAUUCUCUGUAUGGUAAUAAUAAUUAAUUGUAUUUUGUAAAGUGGUUUCUUGCAUAAUAAAACACAAUACAAUGCAAUUUACAGCCACCUAUUUGGCCCAUGGUGUUACAGAGCAAGUAAAAAAUAAUUAAUAUCAAGCCCUUCAUAAUGUAAAAACGUUUUUAAAAGUCUCAUGCAAUGUAGGCCUGCAUUGAACACCACAUAUAGGCUACUGUAGGCUAUAUCAUAGAAAUCAAAGCUAUUUCCAUGUGGAAAAUGUUAUGCGAUUUGCUCCAAUGGUUUUGUUGGUAGGCCUACAUAAUGCUCAAAUAGCCACAAUAGCCUAUUGGCUACUGUCUAAAACUGUAAGAGUACAGCCUCAGUGUUCACUCUAAACGUGUGCCAGAAGUUGCACAAAAUUCUCACAACGUUCAAGUUUCCGCUCACAAGAGCCAAAAAUUUGCUCAGUGCCCCAAAACAUUAGAGGGUAAAACUGGUUAAGGUUAGGAGUUAGGUUAAAGGGUUAGGGAAAGGGUUAGCUAAAGUAGUAAGUAGUUGAACAUUUGCUAAUAACCUAAAAUGCUAAAGCUAUCCGUGUUGAGAUUCGAACUCGCAACCUUUUGGGUUGCUAGAUGUUCACGUUAUACGCCCACCCAGCCACCCUACUUUCGUUUUUACCUUAAGUAACCAUCUGUCUUAUGUAACCAUACCAAACAUAAUAUAUAAUACUAAUAUAUAUUAUUAUCCCACCAAAGCUCGACUCCCGAGUGGCGCAGUGGUCUAAGGCACUGCAUUGCAGUGCUAGCUGUGCCACUAGAGAUCCUGGUUCGAGUCCAGGCUCUGUCGCAGCCUGCCGAGACCGGGAGACCCAUGGGCGGCGCACAAUUGGUCCAGCGUCGUCCAAGGUAGGGGAGGGUUUGGCCGGCAGGGAUGUGGGUUUGUUUCCGACGGGGGGGCCAGUAUGACAAAAAACAAACUGUAAGUCGCUCUGGAUAAGAGCGUCUGCUAAAUGACUAAAAUGUAAAUGUAAAUCCCAGAUUUACCUUUACUGUGUUACGUCUAGUCUAUGAGACUAGGCUGAUUAUACAUGUAAUGCUCUUCUGGGGAAUUCAACCUGAGUUAAGUGCAAGUAAAUUAACGAAAUUCCCUUUUUUUAUGCACUUUUCUCUCUACGCGUGAGAAUAGCACCCACCAUUUGUUUAAGUUGGAGAUUAAAGAAAUGAAGGUGUGGCGGAGGUGUGUCUGCAGAUACGCCUUAUUCCUCAUAAUUCAACCACCUUUACGUGCGAUGAAACGAUAAAUAAGGUCGAGCAACCUAUCGGUUCCAAGUGGAACAACAUCUACUUAAUUUUUUCCGAUAGAAUGACACCAUUCUCCAUUAACUGUAAUUUCCUAAUUGAUAAGAGCUAUUAAUAAGAGCUAGGUAAAUGAGUAAACCAUUUGGAUAAAGGAAUUGUAAAAAUACAUCACACAUGGGAAACCAGUCAUAUGGCAGCAAACUAAAGCACACACUACAUGACCAAAAGUAUGUGGACAGCUGCUCAUCAUAAAUCUCAUUCCAAAAUCAUGGGCAUUAAUAUGGAGUUAGUCCCCCCUUUACUGCUAUAACAGCCUCCACUCUUCUGGGAAGGAUUUCCACUAAGAUGUUGAAACGUUGCUGUGGGGACUUGCUUCCAUUCAGCCACAAGAGCAAUAGUGAGGUCGGGCAUUGAUGUUGGGCGAUUAGGCCUGGCUCACAGUCGGCGUUCCAGUUCAUCCCAAAGGUGUUCGAUGGUGUUGAGGUCAGGGUUCUGUGCAGGCCAGUCAAGUUCUUCCACACUGAUCUUGACCAUUUCUGUAUGGACCUUGCUUUGUGUACGGGGGCAUUGUCAUGCUGAAACAGGAAAGGGCCUUCCCCAAACUGUUGCCACAAAGUUGGAAGCAGGGUAUUGUCUAGAAUGCAAUUGUAUGCUGUAGCGUUAAGAUUUACUUCACUGGAACUAAGGGGCCUACCCCGAACCAUGAAAAACAGCCCCAGACCAUUAUUCCUCCUCCACCAAACUUUACAGUUGGCACUAUGCAUUGGGGCAGUUAGCGUUCUCCUGGCAUCCACCAAACUCAGAUUCGUCUGUCGGAUUGCCAGAUGGUGAAGCGUGAUUCAUCACUGCAGAGAACACAUUUCCACUGCUCCAGACUCCAAUGGCAGUGAGCUUUACACCACUUCAGCCGACGCUUGGCAUUGCACAUGGUGAUCUUAGGCUUGUGUGCGGCUGCUCGGCCAUGGAAACCCAUUUCAUGAAGCUCCCAACGAACAGUUAUUGUGCUGACGUUGCUUCCAGAGGCAGUUUGGAACUCGGUAGUGAGUGUUGCAACCGAGGACAGACAAUUUUACGCACUUCAGCACUCGGCGUUACCGUUCUGUGAGCUUGUGUGGCCUACCACUUCGUGACUGAGCCGUUGUUGCUCCUAGACGUUUCCACUUCACAAUAACAGCACUUACAGUUGACCGGGGCAGCUCUAGCAGGACAGAAAUUUGACAAACUGACUUGUUGGGAAGGUGGCAUCCUAUGACGGUGCCACGUUGAAAGUCACUGAGCUCUUCAUUAAGGCCAUUCUACUGCCAAUGUGUGUCUAUGGAGAUUGCAUGGCUGUGUGCUCGAUUUUAUACACCUGCCAACAACAGGUGUGGCUGAAACACCCGAAUCCACUAAUUUGAAGGGGUGUCCACAUACUUUUGGCCAUGUAGUGUAUCAACAUCACCCGUUAUGCACCUGCAUAAGGUAAGUCUGAAUACUAACUACUGGAAGUGUGUAGUAAAGGCGUGCAUAUGAAAGGAAUACAUUUCCUAAGUGUGAAUCGGACCCUUAAAACACAAGUUUGUCACUGUGGGGGCAUGGGCCAUCUGCAUCCUCCCUCUACAGUUCCACUUGUUCUUAGGGGUUGUUUGGAACAUUAUACAUGUAUGUCUGUCCAUCCAUGUGGACAGACAUACAGUAUAUCAGUAUUAAUGCCUUAUGUUGUGUAAAUUGUGUUUCCUGGUUAUGUUUUCAUCAGAACAUGGUCAAGCAGAAGGCAAUGAGAGUGCUGAAGCAGAAGAGAAUGUGAGUCAUUUAUGAAAGCAGUCUGCCAAUGCAUGAAACACCUCCAAUCAAUCAGGACCAACAUCACAGUAACACUGAUGAACCACAUAAUGAGCUGUAAACCAGUCAAAUGAGUACAUCAUAACAUCUUCAUUGAUAGAGGUUAUCAUUUGAAUCGUGAUGUUUUUCAGGUAUGAGGGCCAGAGAGAUAACCUCACACAGCAGUCUUUCAACAUGGAACAGGCCAACUACACAAUACAAACUCUCAAAGACACAAAAACAACAGUAAGGGAUAUCAGCAGUGUGCUGACUGUAGCACUUACAAUUUACUGUAGUUGUCAUAGUUAUCUGGGUAAACAUCUCUGAUAUUGCAUUAUAGGUGGAUGCCAUGAAAAUUGGAGCCAAAGAGAUGAAGGCGGCAUACAAGAACGUGAAGAUCGAUCAGAUUGAGGUAAGCCAUUUGUCUUCUAUUUGUCUGCUCAAUAUAUUCAAGUUAUCUGGUUUGUGUUCAUCCAGGUUAAGUGAAUGUGAGGUUUCAGUGAGGAUGGCCUAUUGGGUAUUGAGAAUGGGUUAAGAGCUCUUUGUGUUCCUGAUGCAGGAUCUCCAGGACCAGCUGGAGGACAUGAUGGAGGAUGCCAACGAGGUGCAGGAGGCGAUGAGCAGAAGCUACGGGACGCCAGAGAUCGAUGAUGAUGACCUGGAAGCAGGUCAGUACUGUGAGAGCAUGACACAGCCACAAGGAAGACAAUACACUGACACUGUGUUACAACACAGUUGGUUUUGCUCCAGUACAGGAUAGGUCUAUAUUAAAACACUGCCGUAUAUCAACAGAUGGCAUCAUUUCCCACCACACUACAGAGAAGUUUGGUUCACUUCAGCAGUGAUACAACAACAGUCAAUACAGUCCUUACAUCAAUAGGAUGCAUGUAAUAAUUGUGCAUCAAUGGCUGUGUGUGUUCCCAGAGCUGGAUGCCCUGGGAGAUGAGCUGCUGCUGGAUGAUGACAGCUCCUACCUGGAUGAGGCCAGCACUGCCCCCUCCAUCCCAGAGGGAAUACCCAGCGACAGGGCAACAAACCGGGUACACAUCUGUCUCUCUCUAACCACUGUAUUUACGUUUACCAUGUUUGGUCGUGGAUCACUGGCAAACACAGCUGACAGUUGCCUUGUUCGUAGGGUUGUUUGUUUUAUAGGACAUUACAUUGAAGACACAUUUAUGCACUCAUUUAGAUGUGGUGUUUCAUAAUAAAUUGUAAUUUAUUUUGCCUAUGUUUUUCAGGGUGGAGUUCUGGUGGAUGAAUUUGGCCUGCCACAGAUCCCUGCCACAUAAUGGAUAGACAGCAGGCAGAAACCAAUGGCAACACUCCCAACUGUUUUUUUUUAUGUAUCAUAGCCUUUUUACAACAUAUAUCCGACUGACAUGCAUUAUUA